This is a messenger RNA of Mesocricetus auratus (golden hamster), 7244 nucleotides long. RefSeq names its product ring finger protein 169 (gene Rnf169). The record is from RefSeq and is a predicted model, not a curated record. Gene Ontology annotation, cellular component: nucleus; site of double-strand break. The coding region runs from base 21 to 2105 and encodes 694 amino acids. Gene Ontology annotation, biological process: double-strand break repair. The transcript has 6 exons. Gene Ontology annotation, molecular function: ubiquitin-protein transferase activity; nucleosome binding. Lineage: Eukaryota; Metazoa; Chordata; Mammalia; Rodentia; Cricetidae.
CCCUUCAAACGGGAAACAAGAUGGCGGCGGCAGGUCCGAGCACUCGGGCUUCUUCCGCGGCAGCCACGGCGGCUCUGAGUCGGCGGGGCCGGCGGGGCCGCUGUGACGAGAUGGCGGCAGCGCAGCCCGGGGCUCCGGGCCCGGCCUCCAGCCCCGCGCUGUUAGUGUUGCCGCCACCGCCACGACCGGGGGAGUCGGGCUGCGCCGGGUGCCUGGAGACCCCGGGGGAAGUGGCGGCCCUGCCGUGCGGCCACUCGCGGUGCCGAGGCUGCGCCUCACGCGCGGCGGGCCCGGGCUGCCGUCGCUGCCGUCCCCGGGGCUCGGGCUGGGCCCGCCGUCGGGCCCGCGACGACGGCCAGGCCGCCUCGGAGCUGCUGGGCGAGCGCGCCCGUCGCGGACAGCCGGAGCGCUGCCGCUCGCGCCGGGACGGGGGCGCGGCCGCCGCGGGGCCCAGGCCGGACCCGGAGCCGCGCGCGGAGCCAGAGUUUGUAUUCAGAGCACCAAUCAAAUUAAGCAAGCCUGGAGAACUUCGUGAGGAAUAUGAAUGCCUAAGAAAGCUGAGAGAAGAGAAGUUACAAGAAGAAAACACUUGUGAAGAUCAGACCCACAAGAUACUGCAGGAGGAUUCAGAAAUGGGGAAAAGGAAAACAGAUGAACAGAAAAAAAGAGAUGAGCCAGCAGUGUUGAGAACAAGUCUGGAGCAGUGUCCUGCACGUCUCUCAGAUUCAGAGAAUGAAGAACCCUCUCGGGGCCAAAUGAUACAGACGCAUCGUUCAGCCUUUGUUUCCAAGAACAGCUCCUACUCCUUAGCUUUCCUGGCAGGGAAGCUUAACACCAAGGUGCAGAGGAGUCAGAGCUGCAGUGACACAGUUCAGGACAGAGUGAAGAGCAGGCUCAGAACAGCUCCACCCAACAGAGCCAAGGUCACAACUAUAACUCCAGGAUCCACCCCCAUUAUUGGUGUUCUCCUGUCCACUCAAAACAACCGCUGCCUCUCGGCCCCUGACUUAACCGUAGAAAAGCGCCUGCCCUUCAGCUCCCUUUCAUCCUUGGCUCCCUUGCACAAGCCAGAGCGCUCUAUCAGCCCUGAAAGCAAUGACAGUAUCUCUGAAGAACUAAACCACUUCAAGCCCAUUGUCUGCUCACCGUGCACCCCUCCCAAGAGACUCCCCGACGGCCGCGUGCUAAGCCCUCUCAUCAUCAAGUCAACACCUCGCAACCUGACCAGAAGCCUGCAGAAGCAGACUUCCUACGAGGCUAGUCCACGGAUCCUCAAGAAGUGGGAGCAGAUCUUCCAGGAGCGGCAGUUCAAGAAGACCCUUUCCAAAGCCACUCUCACAUCCCUGGCCCCCGAAGGAGGGGAAGAGUUGCCAGGCUCUGAAGCUAUCCAUUCCAGCAAGGAGAGGCUGCCUCUGGCUUUAAGUACAAGACUGUCCAGGGCCCAGAUGCUUUCAGAGUGUGCUGGGCCCACCUCCCCUGCCCUUGAGUAUUUCCCUUCUGUUAACCAGACAAAAAUGGGACAGGACUAUGUUAGAAAAAGGAGCCACGAGGUUCCACUGGAAAGCUGCCAUUUCUCAGAGCACAGAGGAGUAGCCACUGGGCCUUCUUUGGAAGGGGAGCAGUUUGAGGAGUCAAGAUCCACCCUAGAUGCCACAUUAGACAAAACUUGUAUAAGCACAGUCAUGAAGAUCUCAGCAGUUAAUUCAGUGCUGCCCAAAAAUGAUGUUUUGGGUGGGGCUCUCAAAACAAAGAAACAGCUAAAGACACUCAGUCACUUUGAUCUGGCUAAUGGUGUUCUGGUUGACAGUUUAGGAGAGGAGCCAAUUCCUACCCUGCGUAGGGGCCGGAAAAGGCGCUGUAAGACCAAGCACUUGGAACAAAAUGGUGUUAAGAAACUGCGACCACCCAGCAGUGACAUGGGCCAGGCCCCCAAAGACUCAGGGCUGCAUGAGGUGGGGCGGAAAUGGCAGCAGGAGGAAGAGGACCAGCCAAUGGCUCUGCAGUCACAGCGCAUAUUUGACAGUGAGAGGCGGACUGGGAACAGGCGGAAAGGAAACAUGGAUCAGUAUCUCUUACGGUCCGGCAGCCUGGCUGGGACCAAGUAGCACUGACUGUACAAUGUAAUGUUACCUGCUUUUCAGAGGUCCUUGACCUCAGUCAUUUAUCCAAAAGAGCUAGCUGAAUGUUCUUACUUUGAGUUUCUUUCAAUGGCAAAACACUGUCCAAUAUGGUUCUGAGAGGCUUUGGGGCCUUGGUAAUCAAAGCCAAGGGUCUGCAUCUUUGGCUCUCUGGGACCCGGGCCACUGAGUGAGCCAACUCUGAAGGCUUCUGGGCCCAAAUCUGGCGGCACACACUUGGAAUGAGAUUCUGAAUGGCCUUAUUCAUGAAUAUGAUGGCCAGUGUUAGAGAUGGCAGGGAGAGGAUCCCUUCUUAUACUCGUAAGAGCAGUAUUUAAGUCAGCCUUGCAGAUAAACAUGCACUCUUCAGAGACAAACAGUGCAGUGCUUUGGAAAGUCCAAGAUAAAAUAGGUGAUCAUGUUUGUCUUCGUCUCCCCUUUGCCACGAGUACCUACAUACCUAAAUCAGUUGAGCUUAGAACUUCCUUUUGCUUCUCCAGAAGGUAAUUAUAUUCUCUGUUUAAACUAUGACAUUUGAUUGAUGCUGUGUGAUUGACACCUGGUCUUCCUGAGACCUAACUUGUAAGUGGUGUCAGCUGGAUAAUGAAGCUGCAGUGCAGACAUUCAGGUUCUCUCAGCUGCCAAGUGGGGUAGCCCAGGCUGACCACUGUGUCUCCUGGCCACAAGUCCCAUGGAUUCUCCACAAUCACAGGGUGCCCAAAGGAAAUACAACCCACGGGCAUGCCAGGGCUACCUAGGGAGGCUGGCAAGGCAUUGACUGUGACAUUGCAAAGCCUGCCUAGAAGCAGUUAACAUUGCUGAGAUUGUAGCUUUGCUGAGAUGUAAAUGAUAGAACUGCAGUGAUCUUACCUACCCGGUUUACAGACUCCUGUUUUCCCAGGAGUCCUAGCCUGUGAGAUGAACUAAUAUGAGGCUUCUUACUUCUUUCCAUGUGGCAAUGGCUAUCUGAAAUUUUGGUCUAAAAAUCAGGAAAAACUUGCCCCAAAGCCAGGCAAGGGACAAUGCUGAGACUCCAUACUGUGGAAACAAGGUAUCUAGCUGGAUGCAGCUGGUGAAUUCAGUCCCAUGGACCUUUGGGGUUUAUUUUUCUUAGCAGCUGACACCAUGUGUCUUUUGCAUCCCUGGUGGUGCUUGGUGCUUCUGCCCUUCUGGGCUCAAUGAGAAUAAGGAUUAUGUUAUGAUUUUAGGGACUCUCAGGUGGGCUGCUGUUCCCUGUGUCUGUAUAAGCUGUUACCAUAGUCAUGUGACUGGCAUUUUAACAAACCUUCCAGGGCAUCAAUGCUGGCCCUCUUGAAAGGUCCCUGCAGGAUACGCAUAGUUUUCCAGUGAAGUUGCCUUUGAUCAGAAUGUUUCUGAAGCAGUCAAAGUCUAGAAGUAACUAGAGCUACAGACUCCCUCCUUAGUGCUGAGGGAGGUCACCUCUAGUGCUAUUUCCUCAGGGCAGAUGUCAGGCUUUUGGUAUUCUAGAUGAGAGAACUUCAGAUUUGGAGUUAGCCCAGAGUGCUUGAAGCUUCUAAGAAAGUUGGAAGGAGCAUGUGGAGUCCCAAGCAUGGUGUCCCCUUGAAGCAGACAGAGCUACUUUCUCUGCAGCUCAUAGCUGACCGUUGUCAGGGAUGCUGGAUGUGUGUGGCCAUCGCUAAGAUAGGUGGCUUCAGAGAAUACUCUGGUGGGGACCUGUGUGUCCCUAGGUGUGGGUGUAUGUUUUAAAAACAUGCAAUAGUCUCAUUACUUUAUAUUGAUAACACUUUACUUCUCUUCAAGGGCUGCUAGAAGGCAUGCCAAUGCCCCAAAUAGGAGAGCUGACCCUGGUCUGCAGAUAUAAGGAGAUUCCAUUAGAAAAACCCUUGAAAUCUCUGCCAUUUCAUAUAUUCCCUUUAUGAUCCUAGUAAUUAUUAUUGAAAGGAAGACUGGUCUUACUGGGAGUAGCAAAGACACUUAUUUUUCCAUGUGCCACUCUUUUAUAUGUCACUAAUCAUUAGAAAAACACUUUCAGUUGGAAUUAAUUUUUGGUUUUGGUAAAAAGAUAAACUAUUUUAAUAGAUGAAAAGUAUAUAUUUUAAAUAUCCCCUCGCCCCUAGUUACUACCUUGAUUUUAAGAGUAUUCAUAGCAGUGGCAACAAGCGUAGGCUGCAGGUGCAGUGUUACUGCUAAGCGAGUAUUGCAGACACUGGGCUGGACUGUGGAUGUCCCUAUGUACCUCAGUGAGACCCAGGGUGCUGUAGACAGUGUUUCCCAUGCUUCCUGCUGAACAGUUUAUCUGGAGGAGGAAGGCUUACCUUUUAGUCCACUUAGUUUGGAAGAUAGGAAAACUACCAAAGUGCUGCAUGCAAGAUGCUCCCACAUCUAGUCACUAACCCUGAAUACUUUGUUUCUGGAAACUUCCAUCUCAGUGCUUUACUGAAGUCCUUUGCAAGUACAGCUGUGGACUCGGAUUCCUAAAGAGUAAAGAGACAGGGAAACAGAAUGGUUGGGAGGGUUGGUGCACUAGAGUGAAAGAUACUAUUCCACAAAACAAAUACUUCUCACAAGUCACUGCAGUUCUGUUCACCCUGGAAUUGCCCAUACUCUGCUAUGUUCCUUUUGUAUAUGUGUUCUGCUUGUUUUGUUUUCUUAUUAAAGAGGAAAUUAUGAGGAACAGGAGGGUGAGUCUUUCUGAUGGGAAAUGAAGAGAUGCACCAUUCCUCAAAAGGGUUUGGUAGCUCUUCUCCAGAGAGGUAACAUUCAUGAGCAGCUGACUGCACCUGUUGGAAGAAGUCAUCUGUACCUGAUGGCAGCAAGUCAGGGAUUAGUCAGCCAGCAACUAACCUCUGUCCCUUAGUUACUUCUUAAAAAAAAAAGAAAUCUGGCCAAGGCUUGUCUAGGAAUCCUUUCUUAAUUGACCUCACUUAUUAAAAGAAACAAAACAAAACCCCAAACAUUUUUUUUUGUAUAGAGGAUGUACUGGUCAUAAAUGUCGUUUUAAAAUUAUUUUUAAGGUAAAAUGCCCCUUGGAGAGUAAAGCUAUUUAACUAAUUAUUGUCUGAUUACAAACUAGCCAUUAACUAAAACGAGGAGCUGAUGACUGAAGGUUGUGUUCAAUGGGCACUUUUGAGCUCUUAGACACCCUGUGUGGGACCAUCGGAUGGUCCUUGUUGGGGGACUUGUCUAGUGCAAUGUGUAUGGACAUGUGUGUGGCUACAGAAUGUGUUAAUGAUCUUUGAAAAGCCAUUUCAUCUGUAACAUUGCUCUUCAUUGGUCCUGUUCAGGACAUCGAUCUAGCAUUCAGCCUGUCACUGGCAACAUUUUCCAUACCUCAUCACUAUUUAUGAGUUUGAUUAAUUCUUCUUUUUCGAUUUCCUAAGUAACUUCCUGGGAAGAUUGGAUUUUCUCCUGCAGUGAUUAUAGACCAGUUGCCUUGUUCAGAAGCUGCAUUUACUUCAAGUUCCAAGAAAUGAGGCAGGUCUGGACCACUGAUAGGGCCAGAGAAGCCCUUUCUUCACUUGAGUGACCUCCUAGUGCAUUCCAUGGGCUUACCUCUCACCAGAACUGGCAAUAACUUGAGGUUUCUUCUUCUUAGCUUGUCACUGAAGUGGAGAGCCCUCAGGAGAGAGUAGAGGCUAGCUCAUUAUCAUGGGAUCUUAGAGCUGGACCAGCCCCAGCCCCACUUUAGAUGAAGACCCACUGUUUUGGUUUCUGCUGUAGUUCUCUAGGUAUGAAUAAUAGUGAAAGUUAUACAGUUUGUGAAUGAUGGGGACACCUAAGUGACAGAGGUUUAGAAUGGCUUUUGUUUCUCUUUGCUUCUUUCAUUUGAGAUGUACCUACAUCCCCUGAAUACACUGUAAUAUAUAGGGUACUUAAUAGGGAAAACCCCAUAGUGUGAGCUAAAUAAUGAGUGGAAUUUUGUUGUAUUUUAAUUAUAGCUUUUGCUGUUUCUUUUUUAAAAACCAAACUCAUUAGGGUCUUAAACCUUUCUUAGCCAGCCCUUUCCUCAUCAAUUGUAGAAUGCUCCUUAGUUUAGCCUCUAGAGAGAAUGGAGCUGGUUAAAGUUCUUAGGAGGAGGAGCAGAUUUUGAGGACUAGACUGCUGCAUGGCUUUCCUUUGAUGACCCAGAAAUGCACUUUUCCCUGUAGCAUUCUGGAAACUGUUCCGUAGAAGAGGCAUGUAGAUACAGAGGUUACUAGUUAAGUCAAAGUGGAUGGUAGAGGAAGCGCCAAGUCCACAUGAGUAGACUGCUCUGUGUCUUGCCAGCGUUUCCUCUGAGGGGAGAAAGUACCUUCCCGUUUCCUGAGUUUGUUGCCAGGAAUGUGCGAGGGCUGACCUUAGGCUCUGAACAGGCCCCCUCCCUUUUGGUAUCUCAGGUCCAGAAGGAGUUAGACAAAGCCAUGAUAAGGUCAGGCUUGCUCAUCUCUGUUCCCUACCGCUUCAGUGUUGAGCUGUGCAGAACAUAGCUUCCUCCUUGUGCCAGAUUCCUGUAGCAGCAGUCAGUUCUCCCUAGCUGGCACUUGCCCUCCAAGCUGAGCCACCAGUGCAGCCCGGCAGAUCCCAGUUUGCAUCAGACAUGACCAUCAGCCCUAAGCCUCCAACAAAGCAAGAAAACAGAUACUAUGCAAGACCGGCAGUGACUAGUUGAAAUGCCAACUAGUGGGUGUUCUUUCUUUCCCUCCCUCCCUUCCUCCGUCCCUCCAUCCCCCUUUCUGUUUUUCACCUGAUAUAUUGUUUACUCUUAACUGUACAAAAAUAGUUGUCUUAAGAGCCAAGAGUUGAGCCUUUCCACCUAGAAAUAUAAAAUGGUUGUCUUGUUUUAGGCAACCUGCUAUAUAUAGCUCCUUGUGGUUUGGUGGUUGUGACUUACUCAGCCUAUUUACAUUAGGAUCGGAGAAGGGGCCCUGCAUCCUGGUGGACUGCCACUGCUGUCUCUACCCCCUUGACUCAUACAGAGCCUUUUGACAGAGAACUUGGGACAAGGUAUGCUCUGUCAGGGAUGCUUUUACCUUAAUGAAAUGCUGUGGAAUCAAGUGGGGUGAUGUGUGAUUAAAACAGUACCAAAGUGCAUUCUUCAAUGUGUAUGCGCCUGUUCCAGGUGAGGCCCAAGUUGAAAAUGCAGUAAAGCAGCCUCAUGAAAGCAAA